Molecule: messenger RNA, 4670 nt
Organism: Pan troglodytes (chimpanzee)
Lineage: Eukaryota; Metazoa; Chordata; Mammalia; Primates; Hominidae
Gene: SLC26A9
Product: solute carrier family 26 member 9
Exons: 21
Coding region: 162-2942 (926 amino acids)
Biological process (GO): transmembrane transport
Cellular component (GO): membrane
Source: RefSeq, a predicted model, not a curated record
AGAGGGAAGGGAGGCACCUUGCUUUAUCGGGGCGGGGAAGGCCAGAAUAAAACUCUGCUACUGCAAGGACCAGAGAGAGAAGGCCUGGGCUGGCACUAGGGAGGGAUGUUCCCUCACCCUCCCCUCCUCUGCUUCUCCCAAAGCUUGUAAAUGCCCCAGAUAUGAGCCAGCCCAGGCCCCGCUACGUGGUAGACAGAGCCGCAUACUCCCUUACCCUCUUCGACGAUGAGUUUGAGAAGAAGGACCGGACAUACCCAGUGGGAGAGAAACUUCGCAAUGCCUUCAGAUGUUCCUCAGCCAAGAUCAAAGCUGUGGUGUUUGGGCUGCUGCCUGUGCUCUCCUGGCUCCCCAAGUACAAGAUUAAAGACUACAUCAUUCCUGACCUGCUCGGUGGACUCAGCGGGGGAUCCAUCCAGGUCCCACAAGGCAUGGCAUUUGCUCUGCUGGCCAACCUUCCUGCAGUCAAUGGCCUCUACUCCUCCUUCUUCCCCCUCCUGACCUACUUCUUCCUGGGGGGUGUUCACCAGAUGGUGCCAGGUACCUUUGCCGUUAUCAGCAUCCUGGUGGGUAACAUCUGUCUGCAGCUGGCCCCAGAGUCGAAAUUCCAGGUCUUCAACAAUGCCACCAAUGAGAGCUAUGUGGACACAGCAGCCAUGGAGGCUGAGAGGCUGCACGUGUCAGCUACGCUAGCCUGCCUCACCGCCAUCAUCCAGAUGGGUCUGGGCUUCAUGCAGUUUGGCUUUGUGGCCAUCUACCUCUCCGAGUCCUUCAUCCGGGGCUUCAUGACGGCCGCCGGCCUGCAGAUCCUGAUUUCGGUGCUCAAGUACAUCUUCGGACUGACCAUCCCCUCCUACACAGGCCCAGGGUCCAUCGUCUUUACCUUCAUUGACAUUUGCAAAAACCUCCCCCACACCAACAUCGCCUCGCUCAUCUUCGCUCUCAUCAGCGGUGCCUUCCUGGUGUUGGUGAAGGAGCUCAAUGCUCGCUACAUGCACAAGAUUCGCUUCCCCAUCCCUACAGAGAUGAUUGUGGUGGUGGUGGCAACAGCUAUCUCCGGGGGCUGUAAGAUGCCCAAAAAGUAUCACAUGCAGAUCGUGGGAGAAAUCCAACGCGGGUUCCCCACUCCGGUGUCGCCUGUGGUUUCACAGUGGAAGGACAUGAUAGGCACAGCCUUCUCCCUAGCCAUCGUGAGCUACGUCAUCAACCUGGCUAUGGGCCGGACCCUGGCCAACAAGCACGGCUACGAUGUGGAUUCGAACCAGGAGAUGAUCGCUCUCGGCUGCAGCAACUUCUUUGGCUCCUUCUUUAAAAUUCAUGUCAUUUGCUGUGCGCUUUCUGUCACUCUGGCUGUGGAUGGAGCUGGAGGAAAAUCCCAGGUGGCCAGCCUGUGUGUGUCUCUGGUGGUGAUGAUCACCAUGCUGGUCCUGGGGAUCUAUCUGUAUCCUCUCCCUAAGUCUGUGCUAGGAGCCCUGAUCGCUGUCAAUCUCAAGAACUCCCUCAAGCAACUCACCGACCCCUACUACCUGUGGAGGAAGAGCAAGCUGGACUGUUGCAUCUGGGUAGUGAGCUUCCUCUCCUCCUUCUUCCUCAGCCUGCCCUAUGGUGUGGCAGUGGGUGUCGCCUUCUCCGUCCUGGUCGUGGUCUUCCAGACUCAGUUUCGAAAUGGCUAUGCACUGGCCCAGGUCAUGGACACUGACAUUUAUGUGAAUCCCAAGACCUAUAAUAGGGCCCAGGAUAUCCAGGGGAUUAAAAUCAUCACGUACUGCUCCCCUCUCUACUUUGCCAACUCAGAGAUCUUCAGGCAAAAGGUCAUUGCCAAGACAGGCAUGGACCCCCAGAAAGUAUUACUAGCCAAGCAAAAAUACCUCAAGAAGCAGGAGAAGCGGAGAAUGAGGCCCACACAACAGAGGAGGUCUCUAUUCAUGAAAACCAAGACUGUCUCCCUGCAGGAGCUGCAGCAGGACUUUGAGAAUGCGCCCCCCACCGACCCCAACAACAACCAGACCCCGGCUAACGGCACCAGCGUGUCCUAUAUCACCUUCAGCCCUGACAGCUCCUCACCUGCCCAGAGUGAGCCACCGGCCUCCGCUGAGGCCCCCGGCGAGCCCAGUGACACGCUGGCCAGCAUCCCACCCUUCGUCACCUUCCACACCCUCAUCCUGGACAUGAGUGGAGUCAGCUUCGUGGACUUGAUGGGCAUCAAGGCCCUGGCCAAGCUGAGCUCCACCUAUAGGAAGAUCGGCGUGAAGGUCUUCUUGGUGAACAUCCAUGCCCAGGUGUACAAUGACAUUAGCCAUGGAGGCGUCUUUGAGGAUGGGAGUCUAGAAUGCAAGCACGUCUUUCCCAGCAUACAUGACGCAGUCCUCUUUGCCCAGGCAAAUGCUAGAGACGUGACCCCAGGACGCAACUUCCAAGGGGCUCCAGGGGACGCUGAGCUCUCCUUGUACGACUCAGAGGAGGACAUUCGCAGCUACUGGGACUUAGAGCAGGAGAUGUUCGGGAGCAUGUUUCACGCAGAGACCCUGACCGCCCUAGAGAGCCUCUCAGCAGCAGGGGGGUGCUACCCUUACAGGAGUGAGAGUCUGGUGAGCCCACUCUUCACCCGUCAGGCCCUGGCCGCAAUGGACAAGCCUCCUGCUCACUCCACCCCACCCACCUCUGCCCUGUCCUUGGCAGCUGAAGGACACCUUGACUUCCAGCUUUUACGAGUGAGCCAAAAACAGAAGGACAAGUACAACUGUGCUGGCCUGCUGUACAAGCUUCAAAAAGUGUCCCAGAGCCCACACGGCUCGGUGUCAGAUGGUGUCAGGCUGUCACGGGACAUAGGGAUAAACUUGGUUAGGACUCUGGCUUGCCUUCCCCAGCUGCCUCAACUCUGUCUCUGGCAGCUCUGCACCCAGGGACCAUGUGCUCUCCACACCCAGGAGUCUAGGCCUUGGUAACUAUGCGCCCCCCCUCCAUCAACCCCAAGGCUGCCCAAACCACCACUGCUGUCAGCAAGCACAUCAGACUCUAGCCUGGACAGUGGCCAGGACCGUCGAGACCACCAGAGCUACCUCCCCGGGGACAGCCCACUAAGGUUCUGCCUCAGCCUCCUGAAACAUCACUGCCCUCAGAGGCUGCUCCCUUCCCCUGGAGGCUGGCUAGAAACCCCAAAGAGGGGGAUGGGUAGCUGGCAGAAUCAUCUGGCAUCCUAGUAAUAGAUACCAGUUGUUCUGCACAAAACUUUUGGGAAUUCCUCUUUGCACCCAGAGCCUCAGAGGGGAAGAGGGUGCUAGUACCAACACAGGGAAAACGGAUGGGACCUGGGCCCAGACAGUCCCCCUUGACCCCAGGGCCCAUCAGGGAAAUGCCUCCCUUUGGCAAAUCUGCCUUAUCCUUCUUUACCUGGCAAAGAGCCAAUCAUGUUAACUCUUCCUUAUCAGCCUGUGGCCCAGAGACACAAUGGGGUCCUUCUGUAGGCAAAGGUGGAAGUCCUCCAGGGAUCCGCUACGUCCCCUAACUGCAUGCAGAUGUGGAAAGGGGCUGAUCCAGAUUGGGUCUUCCUGCACAGGAAGACUCUUUAACACCCUUAGGACCUCAGGCCAUCUUCUCCUAUGAAGAUGAAAAUAGGGGUUAAGUUUUCCAUAUGUACAAGGAGGUAUUGAGAGGAACCCCACUGUUGACUUGAAAAUAAAUAGGUUGCAUGUGUAAGUGUUUUGUAAAAUUUCAGUGGAAAUGCACAGAAAAUCUUCUGGCCUCUCAUCACUGCUUUUCUCAAGCUUCUUCAGCUUAACAACCCCUUCCCUAACAGGUUGGGCUGGCCCAGCCUAGGAAAACAUCCCCAUUUCUAACUUCAGCCAGACCUGCGUUGUGUGUCUGUGUGUCGAGUGAGCUGGUCAGCUAACAAGUCUUCUUAGAGUUAAAGGAGGGGGUGCUGGCCAAGAGCCAACACAUUCUUGGCCCAGGAGCAUUGCUUUUCUGUGAAUUCAUUAUGCCAUCUGGCUGCCAAUGGAACUCAAAACUUGGAAGGCGAAGGACAAUGUUAUCUGGGAUUCACCGUGCCCAGCACCCGAAGUGCCAAAUUCCAGGAGGACAAGAGCCUUAGCCAAUGACAACUCACUCUCCCCUACUCCACCUCCUUCCAAGUCCAGCUCAGGCCCAGGAGGUGGGAGAAGGUCACAGAGCCUCAGGACAUUCCAAGUCAGAGUCCCCUUUGAACCAAGUAUCUAGAUCCCCUGAGGACUUGAUGAAGUGAUCCUUAACCCCCAAGUAAUCAUUAACCCCCAGACCAGCCUCAGAACUGAAGGAGAUUGUUGACCCAGUGACCUGGAGUUGAGGCUCAGGGAGAGAUCUGCAACAUGUCUGAGGGUUGCAGAGCCCGCUGUGGAGGUAAGAUUGGAAACACAUGAGGCAGAGGGAAGACAUUGAAGAAAACAUCUCUGCCGGAAUAUUUGGAAAAGAACACUCUUCUGGACCUGGUUGAAGCAGGAAAGAUAGAGGCAAAGUAGUGAAAUAAUCCAGAAUUUCAAUGCUUUUGAAUGUUCUUAGUGAUACUGACCUGUGAUAAUAUAAUUCCCAGGGAGGACUGGGAACUUUAUCUCUUGAGAUAUUUGCAUAAUUUAUUUAAUUUAAGCCUCAUUCUCCUUUUGUUCAUUUUGGUAAUAAACUGGAUUUGAAUUGUGAACAAA